This is a messenger RNA of Closterium sp. NIES-67, 1072 nucleotides long. The record is from the annotation of a GenBank genome assembly. Lineage: Eukaryota; Viridiplantae; Streptophyta; Zygnematophyceae; Desmidiales; Closteriaceae.
UCACGAGAAACUCGUUUUCGUUGUCGCGCCUCGGAGAUCGGACUGCAAGUAUAAAUAGCGGUGGAUCUCUCCUAUAUUGUCGGUAUAGUUGUUCGUAUAGCAAGGCUACUCCGUAGUAGACGUACCUAUGCCGUGCCUACUGUAUACCUACUCCGUAUUUCUGAUCCUGGUAAUUUAGGUGGCACCUACUCCAGAAGUACCAGCACUGCCAGCAAGCCCAUCCGUUCUUGAUCACGCUAAGUACAAGUUCGUUCUCGACCCCUAUUAGGCGCAAGCGUUCGACACCCGCAAGCCACUAGAUCGAUCAGACUUGGCAUCGGAAAGACGUCCCCCUGCAAGAAACGCGACGGACCUUGUGAAAUUCCCACCCUCGCGAAAGUGACCUUGUCACGUUCGUGACGAAAAAUGGCAAUUCGUGAAUCCAGACGGUCGGUCGGUAUCGCUCUUCUGAUUACGAUCGCCGUUAACCUAAUCACUGCUCUCGCUCCAUUCGCCGCUGCUGCGAAGAACAUUCCUCAAGCCUCCGAUGUUGUCAUUCAGUCGUCACAAGUCACCGUGCUGCGCCAGUUAGCGAAGCAGUGGGGCAGUGGCUUCGACGGCUUUAAGACCUGGACCGCAUCCGGCGCUCCCAAGAAAUGCUCGGCUUAUGUGGGCGUUGGAUGCGACUCGAGCGGUCAAAUCGUGAGCAUCACUCUGGCAGAAUCCGGAGCAGAGGGGGCCAUCACGGGCAUCUCCAAGCUCACUGCACUCACCAAAAUCUGGGUACCUGAGACCGACAUGGGUAACGCCCGUCGUCCUCUGCAUGACUACCUUGUCCAGCAGGGUGUUACUUCUACCACCCAGCUUUGAGGGGGGGAAGUGUGAGAGCUUGGAAUGUACUGGCACGCCAUAUCUAGCGUAAUCCUGCUGUAAUCCCUUAAAGCCAAUAGCCUCGCGUGGCUAUACACAGGGUGAUUCUAUCUUCUAGAAGGGUCUAUUUCCUUAGGAUAAGAUUAACCUGGUUACCUGAUGUACUCUGGAAGUAUAAAAGCGCCUUGUACUGAUCGAUAGUGCAAUUUUUCCUCGAUUCAUU